AUGCAAAUCACAGAGUCUGUUCUGGCUGGAUCCCGACCUGGCCUCCGCUCCGCCUCCUCCUUAUGCUCCAGAUCCAGUCCGGGUACCAGUCCAGGAUUUAAUCCAAGCUCCAGAGCCAAAGAAGAUAAAGUCCUUGCUGCUGCCGAGCCUGCUGCCUUAGGGCAGGAGCCGUCCCGUGAGAGCGCUGACCAGGGCCCAGACCCCGCUGUGAGACCCGCGUCUUCCAUGAACUCGUACAGAAGAAGCCCUCCGCCGUCAGAACGAGAUCAAUACGAACUGAGACAAGGUAAAGCCGAUAUCCUAAAGAAUGAAAGCGCAGAGACUGCAGGGACGGGAGGGCCGACGCUGGAUUUCCGACCGUGGUCGGAAGAGGACAUUGAUGAAGCAAUGGCUUACGUGACCAGCCCGACUGAAGACUUGGAGAGCUUCACAAAGCAGCUGGAGCAGUUUGCUAAAGAAUACAGGCCCACAAUGACUGAGCUGAGGCGACUGAUGAGCAAAGUGCUCAAACACGACUUUCACAAAGUAUCGGCAUACUUCACUCCAGAUAUACAAGGCUGCAGACUGAAGCACGCCGAGUACAGCAAUGGCGACAAUGCCCAGUACAGACUGGCUAUCACCGGCCUCGUUAUUGCCUGCCAAUCUGCUUUCCCAGUCCAAGUAAAUCUAUCCAACAUCACCACUUUGGCGCAGGGCUCAACAGAAACCUGUAGGGCUUUCCUAGCACGCCUGACUGAAGUCUUUGAUCUCUAUAGCGGUCUAAAACGAGGACAGAUGGGGGUAACUCCGAUGCUCCCUUAUGAAGUGUAUCUGAAAGAAUAUUUUCUGGGCCGGAUAAAGCUAGACAUCGCUGCUGAAGUGAAGAGAAGUUGUAUUUCAUGGAAAACAGAGUCACUUCAAAGGAUACUGGAACACGCUAUACAUGCAGAAGAUCAAUUAGAGGCUAGAGAACAAAGAAAGAAAAUCCGUCAGCAGAAGAAACUGGAGAACGCACUACUGACAACGCAUAGAUCCCUCACAGGCCAAAGACACGAGCCUCAGCGGGGACGAGGUGGACAGCGAGGCCAUUACGAUCCAUGUGUUUGCCACUGCUGUGGGAAAACUGGACAUUGGCGGGUGGAUUGUCCGAAGUGGAAAGGGAGCAUAUUCAAAGGCGGACUAAGAGCGGGGAGAGGAGGCGGGACGGACCAGCCUGUCACACACACACCAAUGGGUGGCACCUGGCUCUCCUCCACACCUGAUCCAAAUCACCUCUGCUCUUGAAAUACUCCCGGUCUCCUGUCACUCAUCUGCAGAUUGUUUUUGCCUC
Micropterus salmoides (largemouth bass) is the source of this 1309-nucleotide messenger RNA. RefSeq lists its product as uncharacterized. Gene Ontology annotation, molecular function: nucleic acid binding; zinc ion binding. Bases 1 to 1263 code for a protein of 420 amino acids. NCBI's taxonomy places the organism in Eukaryota, Metazoa, Chordata, Actinopteri, Centrarchiformes, Centrarchidae. The transcript is spliced from 2 exons. The record is from RefSeq and is a predicted model, not a curated record.